This is a messenger RNA of Cyprinus carpio (common carp), 2105 nucleotides long. Its product is annotated as cyclin-G2-like. NCBI's taxonomy places the organism in Eukaryota, Metazoa, Chordata, Actinopteri, Cypriniformes, Cyprinidae. The record is from RefSeq and is a predicted model, not a curated record. Bases 244 to 1236 code for a protein of 330 amino acids. Gene Ontology annotation, molecular function: cyclin-dependent protein serine/threonine kinase regulator activity. The transcript is spliced from 8 exons. Gene Ontology annotation, biological process: regulation of cyclin-dependent protein serine/threonine kinase activity; mitotic cell cycle phase transition. Gene Ontology annotation, cellular component: cyclin-dependent protein kinase holoenzyme complex; nucleus; cytoplasm.
ACGCUUAAUUAAACAGUGAAAUGAUAAAAGUAGCCGUUCUAAAACGCGUUAAACUAUCUAAACAGAGCGCCUUACGUUUCCUACGUGACAGGCCCAGGGGGCGGAGCCACAUUCAACAUCAACAAAAGGAAAAGAGAAGCAGCGAAAACAGACGAAAGAUUCUCGGAUACACGAACACAAUAUGUCCUUUUAACAGCCCUGGUAAGGUGUUUUGACAACUUGAAACCCAGACGAAGUGAAAAUAUGGAGGCCAUCAAACUGAUGAAGGAGCUGAAGAGCAAUUUGGAUCAGGAGGUUCAUUAUCUGCCAAAGGAGACGGGUCUCAGUUUGAUCGAAUCCACACAAGAGAAUGGUAAUGGAGUUUCCGCCAAAUGUCGAGAUGCUCGAGUGGAAGAUCUCUGGAGCUUGACCAGUUUCUUCGGUUACAGCACUCAGACCUUUGUAUUAGCUGUUAACCUUCUGGACAGGUUUAUAGCGAUGAUGAAGGUUCAGCCCAGGUAUCUGGCCUGCAUCAGCAUCAGUUGCCUUCACAUCGCCGCCCGAGUGACCAAAGAAGAGUGCAAGGUUUCGUCCAGCCAUGAGCUGAUUCGCAUCAGCCAGUGCAAGUUCACCGUCUCAGACCUCAGCCGAAUGGAGAAGAUCAUUCUGGAGAAACUCAACUUCCAGUUAAAAGCUGUCACAGCCUUAACCUUCCUGCAUUUGUACCACGCCAUUGCACUUUCGCACACGUCGAACAGAAAAGACGUCCUCAAUCUUGACAAACUGGAAGCCCAGCUGAAAGCCUGCCUAUGCAGAAUUGUUUUCUCCAAAGCAAAACCUUCGGUGCUCGCUUUGUCACUCUUGAUGCUUGAGAUUGAGGCCUUACAGUCUGUGGACCUGCUAGAAAUCGCCCAGCGCAUACAAACACACCUGAAGAUCUCGAAGGCUGACCUGGUGCACUGGCGAGGCCUGGUAGGCCAGUGUAUGAGGGAAUACUCCUCUCCAGAAUGUGCCAAACCUGACCACAAGAAACUGGUGUGGAUCGUCUCGCGUAGGACGGCACAGAACCUACACAGCAUCUACCGCAGCAUCCCCGAGCUGCCCACAAUCCCAGAGGACACGUGGGACGAGAGCGAGAGUGAGGAUUCAAGCGAAGACCUGAGCUCAGGGGAAGAGAGUCUGAGCAGUUCGCUGGGCAGCGACGCCGAGGGACAAUACUUCCCCUCGAACUUCCGCUCCCGUGCCCACAGACCGUAAUCCGCUCUAAACCACUCGUCAAGGAGCACAACCGCCAAUGGAGAUGUGGCCUCCACGCAGCCAAUGAUCUGAAUGGCUUCCUUGUCAUCUUCCAAGAUGAUGUCACAGACCUCUUCUGGCUGGAAACCUGAUAGCGAGGUGCCAUUGUGCCUGGUCCAAAAUAUCAGAAUUGUAUUUUAAAACUCUUCUUUUAUGGCUUUACAGAAAGCCAGCCCAGAUACUGUAAACAUCUCUCAUGAUUACUUGUGUUAAGCUAAAAGUAAAAUAAUUCAGCACUGCACAACACUGGCAGCUAAAAACUAAAACAAACAAACAAAAAAAAAAGUAGCGUAGCGUUUAUAGAAGUUGGUGCAUGUUCGGAUUUGUCAGCAUUCCAGGCGGCUCAAUAUGACAUAUCCAAGGUACACUAGACUGUUAUAGACAACUUGAGACUUGUACUUUGGUGCUUUGCACAGUUUUGUAAUAUGAUUGUAAGUGUGUGACAGUGAGAAAGCUGAGUGCCAGCAGAUCGAGAUUUAAUGUGGUAUGCAUGGUGUUUGCAGAAAAACAGUGGAUUGUUUAUUUUUUGUGUAUGUAUGUGAGUGUGAUGUUGUUAACCUACUUGCCAAUUUAGUACAAGUUUCACUUUAGCCAAUGUAUGAAGACAAAUACUGUAUGUUGAAAAUGUGCAACAAAAAAAAAAGCCUAAAAACCUUAUAAAAUGUAAAAAAUGUCAAUAUAAAAACAUGUAAAUUUGUAUAAUGUAAAAAAGAAAAUGCAUAUACGUUCUGUAUAGCAUCUUGUAGAUAUUAACUUAUUUAUUGUUAUUUUUGUCAUGGUAAUAUAAAAAAAAAAAACAUUCACCAUUAAAAAAGCUAUUUUCAAAUUCA